AUGUAUCGAACGCGUCAUGAGUUGGCCAGUGGUUGGUCCUUCAAGCAACUUGACCAGAACUCUGAAGAUUGGCUGCCAGUUCAGCAGGUGCCAACUCAGGUGCAUCUUGAUCUAUUAGCCAACAGAAAAAUUGAGGAUCCUUUUGUCGACUUGAACGAACUAUCGGCACAAUGGAUUGCAGAAAAGGACUGGGUUUAUCGGACGCAGUUUAACGCUCCAAACGCUCCCAGAAAGGGGAUCAAGACGACGCUCGUGUUUGAGGGCCUUGAUACAUUUGCUACAGUCACCUUGAACGGUGUCCAAAUUCUCGAGUCAGAAAACAUGCAUCUCAGUCAUCGGAUAGAUGUAUCUGAUAUCAUCCAACCCGGAGAUGACAAUGUCCUGGAGCUUGUGUUUCGCUCCGCACUUCAUCGGGGUCGUGAAAUUGUGCAACAGCACCCCGAGCAUCAACAUUUUGCGAGACAGACUGAAGAAGGUCGUAUCCCGGUUCGUAAAGCUCAGUACAACUGGGGUUGGGAUUGGGGUCCGAUUCUGAUGACUGCGGGACCCUGGCGUCCUGUUUAUCUCGAACAGUAUUCCUGCAGAAUCAACGAAAUUUCAAUGGAAUACGAGCUUUCCUCGGAUCUGAGUGCUUGCUCAGGAAAGGUAUAUGCUCAAGUUGAUAGUGCGUCUCCAGGGACUGACAGUGUCGUUCUUGAACUGUCUCUGGAUGGCAACACCGUCUUCAGGGAAGAGUGUUCAGUCAACUCUGACGGCCUGGUUGAGGCGAACUUCCGGAUAGAGAAUCCAAGUCUCUGGCAUCCAGCAGGCUACGGGGCACAAUCUCGUUAUAAGUUGUCUGUCGAGCUCUCUCGGGGAGACGUAAAGUCUGACUCUAUGUCAAAGUAUUUCGGAUUCCGCCGCGCCGAGCUGGUUCAGGAGAAGGACCUCUUCGGGAAGUCGUUCUACUUCCGCAUCAACGGCAUCGACAUUUUCUCCGGCGGAUCAUGCUGGAUUCCGGCUGAUAGCUUCCUUUCGCAGAUAUCAUCCCAGCGAUAUCUAGAUUGGAUGAAGUUGUUGGUUGAGGGUAACCAAAUCAUGAUCAGAGUUUGGGGUGGGGGCGUCUACGAAGAUGAUGCAUUCUUUGACGCCUGUGAUGAGCUCGGUAUUCUUGUGUGGCACGACUUUGCUUUCGUAUGUGGCAACUAUCCUGUCUACCCGGCCUUCUUGAAAAGUGUCGAGCAGGAAGCAAGGCAAAAUAUUCAGCGACUACGAUCUCACCCCUCGAUUGUGAUAUGGGCUGGCAACAACGAAGAUUACCAGGUUCAGGAGAGGUAUAAGCUUGAAUACAACCUUCACGACAAAGAUCCCGAAUCCUGGCUUAAAACGACCUUUCCAGCAAGAUAUAUCUACGAAUACUUUUUACCCAAGAUUUUGGCGGAAGAAGAUCCGUCUGCCAUCUAUCAUCCAGGCAGCCCCUGGGGAGACGGAAAGCACACGACUGACCCCACAGUUGGUGACAUCCACCAGUGGAAUAUCUGGCAUGGACAAAUGAGCCGUUACCAAGACAGCGACCAACUCAGCGGUCGUUUCGUCAGCGAGUUCGGGAUGGAGGCAUACCCCCACUUGCAAACCACUCGUAGAAUGAUCACCGAUCCCAGCCAGCAGUACCCUGGUUCCAUCUCGAUGGAUUUCAGAAACAAGGCUGGUGAUCACGAACGGCGUCUUAACACGUAUCUUUGCGAGAACUUUCGGGUCAAAUACGACCUGCCGGCCUUUACUCACUUGACGCAAGUUCUUCAGGCCGAGACAAUGAAGUAUGCAUAUAAGUCAUGGAGGCGGAUGUGGGGCAAGGCAGGCUCGCGGAAAUGCGGCGGAGUGCUAGUAUGGCAGCUCAACGACUGCUGGCCGACCAUGUCUUGGGCCAUAGUCGACUACUACCUUGUCAAAAAACCUUCUUACUACGCUAUAUCCCGAGCGUUACGACCUUUGGAUGUGGGCAUAUCAAGGAGCUGCCCUGAAUGGACCUCUGGCCACGCUGAUCCCACAUUGCUACACGACACCAAAUUCGAUGUUUGGGUAGCCAGCAGCAAGCUUCAAGAAGUAGAGGUUAAUUUGGUGAUCCAAUUCGUCUCGAUCAGAUCCGGGCGAGAGGUGUUUCCGCAGAUUUCGACAAGGGUGUCUGCACAACCCAACGGGACGACGGAGGUGCUUAAGGACCAACAUCUGAAAUAUCACAGACCUGUUGAAGAUGAGAGCAAUGCUACCAUCAGUGUUCGUCGUCAUGACCCCUUUGUCAUUCACGCUACAUUAAGCGUUGGCAAUACAGUUGUGGCAACGGACACGGCUUGGCCCCAGCCGCUGAAGUACUUGGACCUAUCCGAUCGAAAAAUUAGUAUUGAAAGGUCAUCAUCCGGAGAUGAGGUGACAGUGUCCGCCGAACUUCCGGUUAAAGCAUUCGUCUUCGAGGAGAGAGAAGGUCUGAGCCUGAGCGAUAAUGGGUUUGAUAUCGUGCCGGGGGAGAAACAUGUCGUGAAGAUAACUGGGCACGCUGUCACAGCGGAAGAGUUGCGAUGGACAUAUGUUGGAGCAUCAGACAGGUUACCACGGUCUCAAGACUCAAAGUUGUAA
Colletotrichum truncatum is the source of this 2610-nucleotide messenger RNA. Its product is annotated as Beta-mannosidase B 1. Gene Ontology annotation, molecular function: beta-mannosidase activity. Gene Ontology annotation, biological process: glycoprotein catabolic process; carbohydrate metabolic process. The record is from RefSeq and is a predicted model, not a curated record. NCBI's taxonomy places the organism in Eukaryota, Fungi, Ascomycota, Sordariomycetes, Glomerellales, Glomerellaceae.